Molecule: messenger RNA, 798 nt
Organism: Erythranthe guttata (spotted monkey flower)
Lineage: Eukaryota; Viridiplantae; Streptophyta; Magnoliopsida; Lamiales; Phrymaceae
Product: tRNA dimethylallyltransferase
Source: RefSeq, a predicted model, not a curated record
CCAGUUACCUGCAUGAACUCUGAGCACAUUGUCCCUUCAACCUUCAAUUUCAUCUCAAAAGACAAACAACAAUAGAAUCAAUCAGCCAACAGGAAUAUAUUACAGAUAAAUAAAAUUCAAAAUGCCCACACUUUCUACCUUUAAAUUUACAAUUAUUCCACCUCCACCACUUUCAAUUCCGAGAUUAAUUUCCUCUGCAAGCGCUUCAAUUUUCCGAAAAUCCCCAGCUUAUCCCCAUUAUCUCUCCUCAAUUUCCAGUUCAAGGAAAACCCUAAUUCACUGCAAAUCAUCGGAAGAAGAAGCGAAUGUUUCAAAAGCAGAGGAUGAAUGGAUGCAGAAGUUACCAGACAAAAAGAAGGCGUUGUAUUCCCACAGUUUGCCUUGUGUAGAAGCAUGGCUGAAAAGUCUAGGGUUUUACCAAAGCAGAGAUGAUAGAGCUGUUUGGUUUGUGGAGAAGCCUGACUGGCAGGCGCAUCUUUCACUUGAUGUCACUGAUUUGUACAUAAGGUAUCUAAAGAGUGGAGCAGGCAGUCUUGAAAAAGAUAUGGAACGGAGAUUCAGUUAUGCGCUGAGUAGAGAAGAUAUCGAAAACGCCAUUCUUGGUGGACCUUGAGCCUCGUAUCCAGUUAGUACUAAAUCUUCGAGUCUCGGUUUUUCUAUGACCGGUUGAGUGAGAGCUCUAAAUUACCUUGUGUUUAAAAUUGUUGUUUUAUUACUAGAAUACUCAUGUAUAAUCAUCUAAAUAGGCAACUUAUAUUAUUAUUAUUAUUAUUAUUAUUAUUAUUAUUUUCGUUUAUA